Molecule: messenger RNA, 900 nt
Organism: Penicillium waksmanii
Lineage: Eukaryota; Fungi; Ascomycota; Eurotiomycetes; Eurotiales; Aspergillaceae
Product: putative GATA transcription factor (AreB)
Exons: 2
Coding region: 1-900 (299 amino acids)
Biological process (GO): positive regulation of transcription by RNA polymerase II; negative regulation of transcription by RNA polymerase II
Molecular function (GO): zinc ion binding; RNA polymerase II cis-regulatory region sequence-specific DNA binding; DNA-binding transcription factor activity, RNA polymerase II-specific
Source: RefSeq, a predicted model, not a curated record
AUGGCGACCACUUUGACUGACGAUAAAUCUCCUCAAUUACAGCCCGUCUGUCAGAAUUGUGGUACCUCCACCACCCCCCUCUGGCGCCGGGACGAACUCGGCUCCGUCCUCUGCAAUGCCUGUGGCUUGUUCCUCAAACUUCACGGGCGACCUCGCCCGAUAAGCCUGAAGACCGAUGUGAUCAAGAGUCGCAACCGUGUGAAGACCGGUCAGGGCCCCAAACGCAAGUCUGGCGGCCCCAUCGACCCCAACGGUCUAUCAGGUCAAGCCGACGUUGGAGCGCAUUCCCUAGGAUCGCAUGGAUACCGUCGCGCGUCGCGUAAAAUGUCUCCGGGCCACUCGGACCGCUCAAAUUCGCCCUUGUCGCGCACCGAGACACCUGGGUUUGGAUCAAUGCAGGCACACAACUCGAAUAUCGCACCACAACACAUGUUCGACAGCGUUACGCGUGGUGACAAUGCCGGUCUUCCUUCUCUCCCAAUGCGCCAGCCUUCUCCCUCGGCUGUCGAUCGCCAACUUGAUUCCUCCCACACCUACGAGAGUCUCCUGGCUCUCAACACGUCCCUGAAGACACGCGUUAGUGAAUUGGACCUGAUCAACGAAUUGUUCCGCGGCCGUGUCGCCGAGCUCGAGCAGAGUGACGCCAGCGCCCGUCGCUCGGAGAUGAUCGCCCGCGACUCCGAAGCCCGCCUGCGCCGGUCUCUGGAGGAGUCGCAGCGCCGCGAAGAAGAUCUCAAGCGACAUCUUAGCGAACUUGAGCACCAGUUCGGCACAACUGGCUCUUUGGACCUGGAUAGCUCAGAACCUCAAGCCAAGCGCAUUCGACUCUCAGAUAUGGUGGAACAAUCGUCCGAGGAGCCCCAGCCCCCAUCGCAAGCGAAGUCUCCGAGUAACGCUUAG